Anarrhichthys ocellatus (wolf-eel) is the source of this 767-nucleotide messenger RNA. RefSeq names its product OX-2 membrane glycoprotein-like. The record is from RefSeq and is a predicted model, not a curated record. Gene Ontology annotation, biological process: negative regulation of neuroinflammatory response; heterotypic cell-cell adhesion. NCBI's taxonomy places the organism in Eukaryota, Metazoa, Chordata, Actinopteri, Perciformes, Anarhichadidae. Gene Ontology annotation, molecular function: cell-cell adhesion mediator activity. The annotation marks the transcript as partial. Gene Ontology annotation, cellular component: neuronal cell body; axon; cell surface. The transcript is spliced from 3 exons.
UUCAACAAAGUUCAGAACAAAAUUACUUAUGCAUGAAUAUAAUAUACUGAGUAGAAAUAUAUACUACGUAAAAAAUUACCAUUACAGUAUUCAAAAGUAUUUCACUAUUUCUGGUGGUAGAUUCUAAUCAUUAUGGAAAGAUGUCCCGCCGUGCAGUCCUCCAUUUCCUUUGUGUGUUGGGAGUUUUUCACAAAGGUCAAACCGCUCUGAUUGAAUCCCAGCACACCGUGUUGGCGGCUUUAGGAGACAACGCCUGCUUGAACUGUCAGCUGAUGCAGUCUAAAGAUGUCGUGCAGGUCACGUGGCUGAAAAGUUUACCUGAGGGGGAGAAGAAUCUGGCUUCUAACCACAAAAUCUACGGUCACAAAGUGAAUCCUGACUACGAAAGUAAAGUGGAGUUUAAAGCUGCGGGACUGCAGAACAGCUCCAUCGUGAUCAGGAACGUGACAGACCGAGAUCAAGGAUGCUAUCUCUGUUUGUUCAACACCUACCCUGAUGGUGCCCUCACUGGGAGAACAUGCCUCCAGCUCUAUGAGCUGCACAAAGCCGUUCUACAUGUCAGAGAAUCAAACUCUGCUGAAGAGGUACUUGUGUCCUGCUCGGCCACAGGUCGACCUGCUCCCACCGUGACGCUGACUGUCCCCCACUGCAACUCCACCAGCAUCACCAACACCAACGGCACAGUCAGCGUCACCACGACGGCUGUGCUGUCUCGUCUCAGUCACAACAGCUCGCGGGUUGGAUGUGCAGUGCGAGUGCUCUCCGGU